Mytilus trossulus (common blue mussel) is the source of this 2213-nucleotide messenger RNA. RefSeq names its product ALK tyrosine kinase receptor-like. The record is from RefSeq and is a predicted model, not a curated record. Gene Ontology annotation, biological process: protein phosphorylation; cell surface receptor protein tyrosine kinase signaling pathway; positive regulation of kinase activity. Lineage: Eukaryota; Metazoa; Mollusca; Bivalvia; Mytilida; Mytilidae. The transcript is spliced from 18 exons. The coding region runs from base 90 to 2213 and encodes 707 amino acids. Gene Ontology annotation, molecular function: ATP binding; transmembrane receptor protein tyrosine kinase activity. Gene Ontology annotation, cellular component: plasma membrane; signaling receptor complex.
GUGCAUUUUCAUUUGAUAUAAAUGCAAAUAUCAAUGGAUUGUUUUCUUAUAAAUCAGAAAAUACAGCUCUGCAAAGAAAAAUAACAGCCAUGACACUUGAAGAAAAGCGUUACAAAUUGGUCCUGAAUAUAUCAUCUCCGUUCUUUUAUCGAACAUCAUCGCAGUGUAUGUUGAUAUUUCAAGUGUAUGGAGACUUCGACUAUGAAGUGAUGAUGAUUCUGAAAAAUGAGACGACAGUUCUUUCAAAAGGAUAUGAUAUGAGGGACAGUGUUAUUCAACAAGAAAUUGGUUAUAUGGUUACACGAUUCCGGAUUUUAGUCAGACUAAAAUUAAGUGGUCGUCAAAUGAAAACAAAUGCACUGAACUUAACGGAAAUAAGGAUGAGAAAUUGUUCUCAGGAUCACAUAAGCAAAUUAGAGAAAGACAUAAGUUUGAAAUACAGGGAAUGUAGCUUUGAAGAUGGGAUAUGUUCAUGGAUCAAUACAACAACCAGUGACGAAAGAUGUACAUUUAAAGUGGUAAAUGGUCUUAAUGUGGCUGACACAAGGAUAAGAGCAUUGGCUGACAACAGUAUGAAUUCUUUUGUAGGCCACUUUCUUUAUGCUCACGGUAGGAAUAACUGUUACAGACUAAGUGCUUCCUUUACAUCAAUUCUAAUGAGUUCUGAAGCAGGUGACAGAAACAGUACUUGCAAAUUACAAUUUGCUGUCAUUGGAACAUUACUAUUAAAACUAGCACUGAUAUCGCCAACAUCGGGAGAAACAAUGAUUUUAUGGAACCAAAGCUUGAUGUUUAAAUAUUGGACCAUCAUAUCAGUUCCAAUUCCGGUAAAAGUAUCGGAUGUAUUUUAUCUACAAUUUGAGACUGUUAGGUCAACUGAUAUAUUUAAGGACUAUAUUGCUAUCGAUGAUGUUUCAUUUUCGCAAGGAUGUACUUUUGUAGAUUCAGCAAGCAUCGAUAUAGUUGAGGUAAAAGAAAACAAUGAUGCAUUGUCCCUGGAAGUAAUUAUCCCAGUGAUUGUUGGUGUAGCAUUUACCACAUUGAUUUUAAUAACAAUAACAGUUGUUACCAAAUGGUAUAGGCGGAAUUCGUUUAUUACAAAAAGUCAGCCUUUACAUAAAAGCCCUGUUAAAUGGACAGCUCUAGAGAACUCAGAAACAACAUUAUCUUCCAUUUCACUCUCAGCAUUUUGCAAUAUUGAAGAGUUUCUUACAAAGAAGAAUCCUAACUAUGAGUGGUAUAAUGGCCGCAUUCUCAAAAAUAAACUUAUUGAAAUCCCUCGUGAAAAACUGACAAUAUCGAAUAAAAUAGGAAGUGGUGCCUUUGGUGAAGUGUAUAGUGGUAUUAUGGUACAAGAUUUUCCAACGAAGAAAUGCAGACAUGUUGCUGUUAAGUCAGUAUUACAAGGGUCGUCUGAGAAAACUAGAGCCGACUUUUUCCUUGAAGCAUUAACGUUAAGCAAAUUUUCUCAUAAAAAUAUAGUUGAGUUUUUAGGAGUUUCACUGGAGAAAAACUCCAUUUUGUUAAUUUUGGAAUAUAUGUCAGGAGGAGAUUUGAAAACAUACUUGAAACGGUUAAGAUCAGAUGUGAAUAACGAGUCAGACUUAAAAGCAGUUGAUAUGUUGAAUAUGUGUAUUGAUGUUGCAAAUGCAUGUACAUAUCUAGAACAAAUACAGUUUGUACACAGGGACAUAGCAGCACGUAACUGUUUAUUAACGUCGAAACAGACGGAUAUGCUUGUUAAAAUAGCAGAUUUUGGAUUAGCAAGAGAUAUUAUUGGUUCCAACUACUACAGAAAGACUGGUUCUGCAAUGUUACCAGUUAGAUGGAUGUCACCAGAAUCGUUUUCAGAAGGAAUGUUUUCAAGUAAAUCUGAUGUUUGGUCUUUCGGUGUCUUGAUGUGGGAAAUAUUUUCUUAUGCACAGACACCUUAUGGAACAGACAACAACACAACUGUUGUUACCUUGAUAUUAAAAGGUCAGCGAUUACAACAACCGUCCGCCUGUAAACCAACCAUUUACGAUAUUAUGUGUUCAUGUUGGAAAACAGAUCCAGUUGAGCGUCCGUCAUUUCAAGAUUUGUUGUUACAUUUGGAGACGUUAAAACAGAUACAUCAGAGUGAAAUCCACAAGACUCCUAAAAUAUAUGUCCGACAAAAGAAGUACAAUACAUAUACCAAAGAUGAGUUUGAAGGAUCCCCUUUGACAUCAUGA